UCAAAAUACAACUCUGCGUGCGGCGAAACGCCAUUUUUCAAUCAAUGCAAGAAAAUUUUUCACAGUGGCGUGGCUUUAACUUAUGCUAUUUUAAAAAGUGAAAUUCAGUCAAAUUUAAACAUUAAACAGUGUCAAAAGAUUCUUAAAAACAAACAUGGAUAGAGGUGGUUAUGGCGGUGCUGGUGGCGGAGGAGGUUACAAUAACUUUUCUGUACCACCACCGAAUUUCCAGCAGCAAAUGCAACCCAAAAGUGGAGGCUACAACGAUCAAUCUUCCUACAAUAAAGGAGGUUAUGAUUCAGGUAGUCGCGGCGGUGGUGGUGGCGGCGGCGGUUGGAAUGACCGUGGAAGUAGCGGUGGCGGCGGUUAUGGAAAUGGAGGCGGCAGCAAGGACGGCUACAAUAAAGGCGGCUAUAGUGGUGGCGGCGGCGGCGGCGGAGCUGGUGGUUCCGAAAUGGUUACUCAAGAAGACACCAUAUUUGUGUCGGGUAUGGAUCCUGCUACCGAUGAAAUGGCGAUUGAAACGCAUUUCGGCGCUAUAGGAAUAAUCAAGAAAGAUAAACGUACUAUGAAGCCCAAAAUUUGGUUAUACAAGCACAAAGAUACGGGCGUUUCUAAAGGUGAAGCCACUGUAACCUAUGACGAUACAAAUGCCGCACAAUCUGCCAUCGCUUGGUUUGAUGGCCGCGAUUUCAAUGGCUGCACGAUUAAAGUUUCGUUAGCACAACGUCAGAAUAACUGGAAGGGCGGACGCGGAGGCGGUAGUGGUGGUGGUGGCGGCGGUUUCGGUGGCCGCGGCGGACCUGGCGGUGGUCGUGGUGGUGGCGGUAGAUUUGAUCGCGGUGGCGGUGGCGGCGGACCGGGUGGUGAUUACGAUUCCGGCCGUGGCGGUGAUCGCGGAGGCCGUGGUAGAAUGGGAGGUGGCGGCGGCGGCGGUGGCGGUGGUGGUAACGUGCAACAACGCGAAGGUGACUGGAAGUGUAGCAGUUGUAAUAAUACCAACUUUUCUUGGCGCAACGAGUGCAAUAGGUGUAAAGAACCUAAAAGUGAUGGUGAUAAUGAAGGUGGUAGCAGCGGAGGUGGCGGCUAUGGCGGUGGUGGUUAUGGUGGUGGUGGCGGCGGCGGCGGUGGUUAUGGCAAUGACCGCGGUAGUGGUGGUGGUGGUUAUGGCAAUAACGAACGUGGUGGCGGCGGUGGUGGUUACGGUAACCGAGAUCGCGGAAAUGGCGGCGGCGGCGGUGGUGGUGGUGGAUUCAAUCGCUUCGGUGGCGGAGGCGGUGGUGGCCGUGGAGGCGGCGGAGGUGGCGGAGGCCGCGGUAUGGGAGGUGGUGGUCGCCGUGAUGGUGGCGGUGGUCCUGUUAGAAAUGACGGUGGCAAUCGGCCCAGACCCUAUUAACCGUUGUGCGAUUUUAAAUUAUAUAUGUAUUUAACUAUAAAGAGAUUUUUUAAGUCAAGCAGAUUUAUUGUGUUAAGAUCGUAAUUAUUACUGCUAUCGAAAUAUCAACAGUUUGCACGAAAAGUCGAUAUGAUGGAACAAAAAUAAUGACAAAUGUAUAUUACGAUGUAUCAUCUUUCAAAAAUAAAGAAACUUAAUUUUUAAUUUUAAUGACCAAAUAA
Zeugodacus cucurbitae (melon fly) is the source of this 1617-nucleotide messenger RNA. RefSeq names its product RNA-binding protein cabeza (gene caz). Bases 155 to 1396 code for a protein of 413 amino acids. The transcript has 7 exons. The record is from RefSeq and is a predicted model, not a curated record. Gene Ontology annotation, biological process: regulation of DNA-templated transcription. Lineage: Eukaryota; Metazoa; Arthropoda; Insecta; Diptera; Tephritidae. Gene Ontology annotation, cellular component: nucleus. Gene Ontology annotation, molecular function: RNA binding; transcription coregulator activity.